UAAAUACAAAAAAUAACCUGUGCCAACAUUUUUUAAUAUAACGACCCUGGUUGAAAUUGAAAUCAUUCGAAAAAGUGACAUAAACUUUGAGGAUAAAUAUUUUCUGCUCGUCACGUUGGAUAGUGUGAGCAAAUUGGCAGGAAAAACUGUUAGAUGGCUCAGUAGUGUAUAAACAACAUUCGGGUCAAAGUGAUAAAUAUUUGUUAAUGCCAAUAUUAACAGAAAAUCAUUGCGUUAAAUUCAUGAUUAAAAUUUGUGAUGGCAGGAUACCAGUUUCAACGAAGAAGGAGUUCUUCGAUUAAAAAGGAAUUCAGUGAACAUGAAUUGGAAGGUUUGAAGAUAGCUUUUGAGCUGUUGGACAGAAAUCAAGAUGGACAGGUUACACCGGGAGAAUUUAAGAUAAUGCUGAAUAACCUAGGGAUUGAUAUAAAAUAUGAAAAAGCCGAAGAAAUUAUCAGGAUUGCCAGCCAUACAGGCUCCAAUUUAAUUGAUCAAAAUGAUUUUCUAUCUUUCGUUAAACAUAUCCAACAGGCAUGUCCAGGUGACGGGGAUGAAGAUCUAAUCAGUGAUUUGAAAGCAGCUUUUCAAGUUUUUGAUCUAGACGGUGAUGGUUAUAUUACAAAAGAAGAACUGAAAACUGCUAUGGAAAUGAUUGGAGAAGCUAUCACAGAUAACCAGUUAGAUCUAGUAAUUCGAUUGGCAGAUACUGACAAAGAUGGAAGAAUAAAUUAUGAAGAAUUCGUAAAGUUGUUAACAUCGCAAUGAGGAAAAUUAAAAGAUUAAAAUGGUUCUUAUACUCUUUUGUAAAUAUUUAAUAAGAAAACGAAAAGCCUGGCUGUGAUCUCCAUUGUCAAAGAAUAUCAGUAAGCUAACGUUUGACUGGAUUGAAAUCGACACAAAUCGUAUUUUAUUUUUUAUGUACAUUUAGCUGUAAAUAAAAAUGAUAAAGAUUAUAUUGAAAUAUAUUUUUACUACGCAU
Messenger RNA from Diorhabda sublineata, 979 nucleotides. It is a transcript of the gene Eip63F-1, whose product is annotated as calcium-binding protein E63-1. The coding region runs from base 259 to 765 and encodes 168 amino acids. Gene Ontology annotation, molecular function: calcium ion binding; enzyme regulator activity. The record is from RefSeq and is a predicted model, not a curated record. Lineage: Eukaryota; Metazoa; Arthropoda; Insecta; Coleoptera; Chrysomelidae. The transcript is spliced from 5 exons.